CGGUAGGGGAAAUGCCCCCGGCGGUUUUCUGCGCUCAGUAGAGGGAGCAAUGAGGAGGCGUUGGGCGGAGCCCGAGGGAGCCCAGCUGUUGACGCUAGUCGCCGAGCCGUGAUGCGAGCGUGGGUCCUACUCUCCGCGGUGCUCUGGUAUCUCGCAGGAGUUGGAUGCCAGCGCCCUUCCCUGUUCAGUAAGAAAGGCUUCGUGUAUGGCAAGUUAGAACAUCCAGUGAAAAUAUAUGUAAAAAUACAUCAGAAUAGCCCGGCCCUUAUUUGUAUGGAUUUGGAUCGUGCUAGUAAAGAAACAGUGGAUCCCACCUACUUGUGGAUUGGGCCUAAUGAAAAUACAUUAACAGGCAAUAAUCGAAUAAAUGUAACAAACACAGGAACACUAAUAGUGAAAGAUUUUCUGGAGUCUCUGUCUGGACUUUAUACAUGUACUCUUUCUUAUAAGAAUGUGAAAGCAGAAACCCAAGAAGAAAGCGUAAUACAGAAGAGAUAUGACUUUAUGAUCUUUGCCUAUCGGGAGCCUGACUACUCUUAUCAGAUGGCUGUGCGCUUUACCACAAAGUCUUGUGUAGGAAGAUUUAACGAUAUGUUCUUUAGACUGCUAAAGAAAAUCCUGGAUAAUUUAAUCUCUGAUUUGUCAUGCCAUGUCAUAGAACCAUCAUAUAAAUGCCAUAUUGUUAAAAUUCCAGAAAAUGACCUCAUAUAUGAGCUAUUCAUAGCCUUUCAAGUUAACCCUUUUGCAGAAGGAUGGAAAAGUUUGUGCACUGAGACAAUUGACUGUGAGGAGAUCACUAACCAUAAUAUCCUCAAGGCAAGAGAUCGGAUAGAAGAAUUUUUUCGGAGCCAAGCAUAUAUUUUGUAUCAUCACUUUAUUAAAACUAGACCAGCUAUGCGUUUUGUGGAGCACAGUUUUCAAGUAGCACGUAUAGAUAGCUGUCGGCCAGGCUUUGGGAAAAAUGAAGGUCUACACAGCAACUGUGCUAGCUGUUGCGUCGUUUGUAAUCCUGGAACUUUUAGUCCUGAUGUUGAUGUUACUUGUCAGAUUUGUGUUUCUGUCCAUCACUAUGGAGCGAAAUCUUGCCCAUAAACCUCAAAACUAGAGGUGAAAGCAUUGUUACUUGCCUUGGAAGGCGGAGAACAUAAGAUGAUCUGUUUACAUCCGAGAGCAUCCUAGAAAACUCCAUAAAGAUCAGUAAGACCAAAAUGUUAGAAUAUAUACAUUGUAGAAACAAAAAAAAUAGUUGGCCUGGCAUUUUUAAGAAGGCAUUUAAUCCAGUAUCUCUAGUAUGCAAAGGAAAAUUUAACUGGUAGUGGAUGGUUUUAAUGAAAUAUGUUGUGUAGUUUACAAAUGGAAACAUGUUUUGUUUGUACCUAAGAGUAUAUUAAA
Messenger RNA from Jaculus jaculus (lesser Egyptian jerboa), 1392 nucleotides. It is a transcript of the gene Zpbp2, whose product is annotated as zona pellucida binding protein 2. The transcript has 8 exons. Lineage: Eukaryota; Metazoa; Chordata; Mammalia; Rodentia; Dipodidae. Gene Ontology annotation, biological process: binding of sperm to zona pellucida; acrosome assembly. The coding region runs from base 112 to 1092 and encodes 326 amino acids. The record is from RefSeq and is a predicted model, not a curated record. Gene Ontology annotation, cellular component: acrosomal vesicle; zona pellucida receptor complex; extracellular region.